This is a messenger RNA of Fusarium musae, 747 nucleotides long. RefSeq lists its product as uncharacterized. The transcript has 2 exons. Lineage: Eukaryota; Fungi; Ascomycota; Sordariomycetes; Hypocreales; Nectriaceae. The coding region runs from base 1 to 747 and encodes 248 amino acids. The record is from RefSeq and is a predicted model, not a curated record.
AUGGUUGUCCGUCGAAAUGGAACUAUACUCAAGUGGACUUGCUUCGCAAUCCUCUUGUCCAUCAACAUCAGCGUUUUCUGUGUAUGGAUUCCUGCUCGCCUUCAAAUCAGUGAGAAGUACAUACAUGUCAAUGAAAUUUGGGACCGCAUGGAAAAGGUCCUCUUCGCCAUCAUGGACGCAGCCCUCAACUUUUAUUUCAUUUGGGUUGUUAAGCAGCGUUUGGUGGCAAACGGUCUUGAAAAGUACACCCGUUUGUACCAUAUGAAUAUGUUUCUCGUCGCAAUCUCAAUUGCCCUGGAUGUACUCCUUAUUGGAAUGAUGUCUUUACCAAACAGCUUCGUCUACGUCCAGUUUCACCCUCUUGUUUAUCUCUGCAAACUCCACAUUGAGAUGAACAUGGCAGACCUUAUUGGCAAGGUUGUCCGAGCCGGCAACAACCAGGCAGAUGGAACGCACGAUUACAGCUCUCGCUCUCGAACUACUGUCAAAACUGGUGCCCGACCUGCCGGAGCCAGUCGAUUUGGAGGCGGUCUCACACGGACACAUAUCGAACUUGGCGAAGAAGAUGAGAUCGAACUCAAGCAUCGCGAGAACCUCGAAGGAAUCAAGAAGACUAUCGUUACAGAGGUCAUUCGACAGCCAAACAGCGAAGAUGACGAAAUCAUGGAACAUCACGAGAGAGCAGUCAGUGAGGCGAGCUCUACGAAUGCUCGACACGAGCCUUAUAGUAUUGAACAUGCGAAAUAA